Cuscuta campestris is the source of this 933-nucleotide messenger RNA. The record is from the annotation of a GenBank genome assembly. Lineage: Eukaryota; Viridiplantae; Streptophyta; Magnoliopsida; Solanales; Convolvulaceae.
AGCUAUUUGGCGGAGACGGCGGCGUAAUUUCAGCAAGGAGAUGUCGAUGUUGCCGUCUUGCCGAUGAGGGUUUCAAUCUGCAAGGCGGCUGGUGGUGGAGAUGGGUUGCCGGCGGCGGUAGAACAGGGCAACGUGCGAUUUGGGGCGGCACCACGCGAUCUAACGGCGGCGAUCUGGUUUGAGGUAGGCCGGCGGCAAGCCUUGGAACUCCACUUUGAUGACUUCUUGAGACUUGUCGCCGGAGCAGAGGAAGUUGCCAUAGCCUGCAGUCUAAGCGUCGUUGCUGAUUCGCUGGCUGGUCGUUGUGCCGUCACCGCUACAGCUCGCAUUGGAGGAGAAGGUGGAUGGGUCCCCACCGCCAUUUAUUGCCGCCGAUCGACUAAGGAAUCGGGUCUCAUGCGUUGCUCGUGGAUCGGAGAAGGAGCAAGAGUGACCGGCGUCCUGAUGCUGAGUGAAAUGCACCGAUUGAUGAAAAUACGUAUCUGUCUUAGCCGAUCGAAGAGGAACACAGGAGGCGUCGAUCACAAUGAGGCCCGGACUGAGGCCAAGGGGAAAGAUAACCCAUAUCUUCCAGACCUCUUGCUACUCAUCCCGUUGAGCCAACUGGUGACAGGAAGGAAAAAGGAGAAACUUUUGAGGGUAAAAGAGGAGCAACUCUUUGAGAACAAUGAGUAGACCUGGCCCUUCUUCCCUGGGUAAAAGAGUUGGAGGGGGCCUCCUCUAGCAACCAAAAGACCUUAGAGGAGGUGAUCCAAGGCUUAUUUCAGGAGAAUGAGUGCCUUAAAGGGGAUCUCGUCUCCCAUGAGGUCCAAUUGAAAGAACAAAAGGGAAACAAUCCAAGCCUUGAAGUGAGCCCAACAUAAAAGGCUAUAUUCAUUUUUUAUGAGGAAAGGUUGGCUCCUUUUUUAGCUUGAAUGAAAUAAGGGAUCUAAA